Haliotis rubra (blacklip abalone) is the source of this 2896-nucleotide messenger RNA. Its product is annotated as titin-like. Lineage: Eukaryota; Metazoa; Mollusca; Gastropoda; Lepetellida; Haliotidae. The transcript has 14 exons. The coding region runs from base 1 to 1290 and encodes 429 amino acids. The record is from RefSeq and is a predicted model, not a curated record. Gene Ontology annotation, molecular function: protein binding. Gene Ontology annotation, biological process: cell-cell adhesion.
AUGGACCCCUUCAUGAAGGCACAAGAGAUCGAUGAUAACUACAAGGUCAUCAACGACGCCCGGACCAAGUCUUAUAAGAUUGAUGACAAAAAGCUGGCGCAGAUAGAGACGAUGUCCAGAAGGAUGUUCUUCAGCCUGAACAGAUCCAGGGCAGUGAAUGAGACGCUCAUCGCCAAAUUCAGGGACUCUUUCGCAGAGGAGGACCGGAUGAUCUACUCUGCUCUACUCAUCAUCCUAAGAGACAGAUAUUGCAUACAACUACGAGCAACUCAGCUGUUGACAGACGAACCUCAGAAGUUCAAUUUCACGACCCAUCGGACAGAGAGGCUACGAGAAGCGGUCACAUCUCUACUAGAGAAGGAAGCCAUAGAAGUGGUGGACCAGCAACAUACAGACUGGAGUCAGCAGACUGUAGACAAAGAGGGAACUACUCCUGUACUGCCACUAACAACAUCGGGGGCACCUGUCACCCAGACUGUGGAGUUGCUUGUCAAAUGUUCUCCUCGACUAGAUGAAACAGUGUCCAAUCAACUUAAGUACGCCUCCAGGCAGGGUGGUGACGUGAAUGUGUCUGUGUCAGUCCUGGCCUAUCCCCUUCCUACACUCACCUGGAGUAGAUCCAACACCAUCAGCCAGAACCUCACUGGUUCCUCCAUCCCUGUCUCAGACAUCUCAGUCACUGCCAGACUACACCUUGCUAACCUCCAGGAACAGGACUUUGGGGACUACAGUCUUGCAGUGGAUAAUGGUGUAGGCGGGUUUGGGGCAUGGACACUCAGCAUUGUAUCUGAAGGACCACCAAGUACCCCAACAAACGUCAGUGUCUCCCCAGAAGGCCCCUUCACUCUACAUGUUUCCUGGAAGGAGGAGUUCAAUGGUGGAGCUAAUCAGACAUUCACUGUAGAGUACAGCACAGACAAGAAGGACUGGAAGACAGCAGGGAGUCAUACGGAGACAGGGAGUGGGAAUUAUAUGACAUCACCCAUCAAUGAUCUCAACUCUGACACACUGUACUAUGUGAGGAUUGUCGCCAGGAACAAGUUUGGAAACAGCAGCUACACUGAACAUGUGACUGGACGUACAGAGAAGAAAGUUAUACCAGCUCCUGGACCUCCAGCAGGCUUAAUUGGUGGCGUUGCAGGUGGAGUUGCUGGUGUACUGAUACUUGUGGUGAUAGUAGUCGUGGUGAUGAUUGUUCGGCGCAGAGGAAAAAGAGGUGAAGAUACUGAAAGAAUUACGUCGAAAAGGCAGGGGAAAGGAUACAAACGACAAACUAGAAAUGAAGAAUGACAUAUAUGAAUCAGCUGAAAGGGCAGAAAUGCAGGACAACGUCUGCUACGCCAGUUCAGAUGAAGUCAUGAAGCCUGGAACCAGUGGAUCCCAGGGGGUGGCAGAAGUGUAUGCUGCUGUGGAUAAGAAGAAGCUGAAACCUGCUUCAAAAACUAAUGAAGUCCCUGCUGAAGUGAAGAAACCAGGAAAUAAGAAGGCUAAAAAAACAAGGAGCAAAGAAAGAAAAGGCUAAGAAAGCAAAUCCAAAAGAUGAUAAAACCCUUCUGAAGUCAAAGAACAAGAGAGAAAGGAAAGGUGAAGCUUAUGAAAACACAGGCAUUGGAGAUGAAGGAAACCCGUACAUCAAUCAUGCCUUUGAUGGUGAACCUGACGAUGUUGCUGGCCAAGCAGCUGUUCCACCGGGAGCAAAGGCAGGGCGGGAUGACGAUGGCCUGCUGUAUGUUGGGAUAGACUUCAGUAGCCACAACCCAAGCCCACAUGUCCACAGAGAGGAGGAAUCCACUGAGUAUGCUGGCAUCCAGAUUGGAGUUGUUGGACCACCACCGAUAGAGGAGGAAAAGAAAGAAGAAGAUAAAUAGAUGUAUCAUGAAUGACGUUCCUUUCUGUUGUUUGAGUUUUUGUUUUUUUGCUUGUUACUCUCAAAAUGUUUUUCAAUACCAGAGUCUGCUCAGUAUCAUAAUGGGGGUGGUUGGUUAACCAUGUGUUUAAAAGCUCCAGAAGACCUGUGUUUGAUUCCCCAUAUGGGUGCAAUUUGUGAAGCCCACUUGCUAAAAAGCAUAAAAUGUACAAUACUGUAUGACAAGAUAUAUAUUAAACAAUUUCAUGUACAACUUCAAAAUGUGCAUUGCAAGCAUGGACUGGGCAUCACUCCACGUUAUCUUUUCUCACAUAUAUUUCUCAGAGAAAGCUUUUUAUGCCUUUCUUAAUAAUGAUGAUCUUUGAAAACAGCAGUUAUGAUCAAAAGUGUAUUUUUAUUAGUGCUGUAUUUGCUCAGUAUAGAGAGUGAAAAUUCAUUGUUGCUCUUGAAUGAUAUGCUUUUGUUACACGAUUAGUUUAAACCAACUCUCUGACAUUUGUGCAUAAUCACAGGAUUUGAUUAACCUGUUACACGAUGCAAUUAACCCCUUCUCUCAACUGUGAUAUGUAUAAAAUCUGUAUUUUGCAGCAUAGUGAUUUUCAUAUUUGUGGGUUAAAAUUUAAGUGAUUCUCGUCACUUUUUUAUGCUUUUGAUAUAUUCUACUUUACAACUUAAUCUGGAUAUGUGUGACAUACCAUCUAUUCCAUCACAAGAUAAGUCGAGGGGCAUCAGGCAUUACUCUCUCACUUUAAAACUGUUUUAAAUUUAUUCCAGCAUAUAGUACAUGUUCUGACGUAGAAAAUGCCGUGACAAUACACCGUUUUUUAAUGGUGGCUUUCUCAUUAUCUCCCAAAAUCUCACACUUGUCAGUGACAGUGAUAGUGAUUGGCUGAAUGGAGCAAAUCAGACGGGUCGUUAUUUUUAUCAUAAGCAGUUGCUUAUCAAGCGAUUGGCUUGCCACGACGAAUUGAACCAUGCCUCGUUGCAUUAUUUAGUCACGUGUCAUGCUUUUUCGGGACUGAACCAAAA